Molecule: messenger RNA, 3280 nt
Organism: Linum trigynum
Lineage: Eukaryota; Viridiplantae; Streptophyta; Magnoliopsida; Malpighiales; Linaceae
Source: the annotation of a GenBank genome assembly
GGCGGGAUGGGGGAGCAAUACGACCCGGAAUCGAUUUGGUUGUUGUGGUGACAAAGCAAUAACCCAUAUGUGGAGAAGCUAAUAGCUCAAUUUGGAUAAAUCAGAAGAAGGUAUGGUUAAUUUGCGCCACUACCAUUUGAUAUCUCAUUAUCAUGAAUUAAGUUAUCAUCAUCGUUAUUAAAUACCAAAAUCAAUCCAAGCAACAGUUCUUCAUCCAAAGAUGUUCAGAAUGCUCCUCAUCAAUGGAAGAUCAAGAGCCGUGAUAACGAUGUAAUUGCACAUAUUUGCGCCCCUAGUUCUUAUCCGUUUGAGGGGCAUAGUCGUGUAUUUUUAGCAUAUUUUACGCCGGGUUGUGCUAUUUUGUCAUAUUUCAGGUCCCAGGCGUCGAAGGAAAGGCUAAGCACGAGUUUCGGGGCAUUCGAAAGUCAUUCGGUGAAGCUGGAGUCAAAACACGGGCACACCUAAAGCAGAACACGGCCGUGUUCCUAGGCCGUGCUUUUACUGCUGAGAGCUAAUUUGAGUUAAAAAAGCACGAGCUCAAAACACGGGCAGGGUUGAGGAAAAGCACGGCCAUGCCCACCAAAAGCACGCCCGUGUUUUCCCCAACAGUCUGGCCGUGUAAUUAAACCUUGCCAAAACACGGGCGGGCUGAGGCAAAACACGACCGUGCCCUCGACCGUGUUUUGCCCAGUGAUGCCUUUUUAAGCAGAUUUCAGCCAAAAGAAAAGGGGAUUCGAGUUUGGAGAGAGAUAGAGUGAUUCCUAAAGAGAGAAAGCGACGAACAAGAGUCUCCAAGUGCCCUGGCUUGAUCUUCAUCACCAUUGGAGCUUGGCUUGAGCUUGGAGGAGUGCCAAUCAACGUCGAGGAGCAGGAAUCCAUCCUUCACAGUAUGAAUUCCGCGUCUGAUUCUGCUUUUGCUUCUUUCUCCAUGGAGUAGUUCUCCCAUUCAUCUGGGUAUGGAGAACCCUAGAUUUGUAUGUUAGGUUUGAUUGUAUGAACCCAAGUACUGAUUCUUAUAUUCAAUUGAGGUUUGAAUGAUUGAAUGACUUGAAUCCUGAUCAAAUUCCUGUUGUUUCUACUUUAACCUAGAAUGAGAAUAUCUGCCUAGGUUGAUAGAGCAUCCUUGAUUGAAGGCAGGGAGUUGGUGACUUUAGUCGAGGAUCCAACUCACUAUUCUUACCGAAUUCACUUCAGUAGUGGAGGUUUUGUUGUUAGGGCCUCAAUCUGUUUACUCCGGUGGAGGUUAGUCGCCCGCUAGAGACUCAGAUUGAGAGGGUCUGAAGACCUUUAGUCGACACUUCAGGCUGUUUAAGAACCUUCCGCAGUAUAACUAUCAUAGAAACUGAACUUGGUAAUUGCAAUCCGGCUUAACUGCAGUCUAGGGGGAACCAUAUCCGGGUGACCUCUCUUAACCUGAAUACAACAGUUUACUUGCUUUGUUUGUUUAUUAGUUUAGACUUGCAUUAAAGUUUCAUUGCUAGAUAACAAGAAUUCACUGAGUAGUCAUCAAAUCUAGGACCCGGGUUGACAUUUAAACCCAAACCCGCUAUACUACACUUUAGGAAGUGGUUUCACUUGGCCAAAUCCUGGAGUGACAGUAGAAGUGAUUCAAGCCGGAAGAAGGAAACUAUUCGAUUGAUGUUCCUCUGGCGGCGGGGUGCUUCCAUUGGUGGCGAGGAUUAACAGCUCCGAGAUAAGCUCCUCACCGAACAUCUCGAACGACGAGGAAGAGGCAGUCGGCGGCUCGGAAUAAGGCUCCAUGUCGGCCAGCAGGGGAAAGGAGGCAGAGAAGAUGGAGCGGUGGCCGUCGGUGGACGGCCACGUUAACCGACAAACGUUCUUCCAUAAAUUAUCCUGCGAAGCGAGCGAGCUGAGCUCCGUGGAGGUGCAAGCGGCGGAGAGGAGAGCAACUCCGUCGAGCCUCGUCAGGAUGUGUGUCCGGAGAAUGUUCAAGUGGGGAUUUGACCGGGAAAUGUUAAUUUCUGUUGAUUGACGUUCCCCGGCGGAUGCUUCCAGUGGUAGCGAGGAUUAUAAAAAAAAUUUCAUUUUUUUAAUUUUUUAAUGGUUGCAAUAAUGAGGUGGAAAUUUAAAAAUCUUAAAUAUUAUUUUUAAUUAAUUUUUUAAUUGUCACAUCACUUAUUUAACGGUCAACUAUAAGGGUUGACUGCCACGUAAACAAAAGUUAACGGAAAUGGACGGAGAGUGACUAAACUUGGAAUAUUUAACUAAUUUUAAUGAUCACUAAUGAAAUUAAAUAUUUUUAGUGACCAAACAUGAACGUUUUUAGUAAUCUCAGUGACCAAUCUUGCAAUUAACCCUUCUGGAUACAUGAUGACUUUUGCAGGUGCUGCAGUUUCAUGGCAAUCUAAACUGCAAAAAUGUGUUGCAUUAUCAACAACUGAAGUCGAAUACAUAGUUGUGACAGAACCUUGCAAAGAGAUGUUAUGGUUGAAGAAGUUUCUUCAAGAGUUGGGCAUUAAGCAAGAGAGGUAUGUGCUCUAUUGUGAUAGUCAAAGUGCAAUUCAUCUUUGCAAGAAUCCAACUUUCCACUCAAGGUCGAAACACAUAGAUGUUCGAUAUCAUUGGAUUCGUGAUGUUUUGGAAGAGAAGUUGUUGGAGCUCAACAAAGUUCAUACGGAUGACAAUGGUUCGGACAUGAUGACUAAGUCUCUACCAAGUGGAAAAUAUAUCUUCUUUCGAGAUGAAGAAGGUUUGGUGCUACCCCCCCAUAUGAGCUGGAGGGGAAAAUAUAUCUCUAGAGAGGACUUGUAAUCCCAACAAAGUCUAGUGGAGUUGUGGCUUGGACAAAGGUCCCGUGGUUUUUCCGGAUUUGGAUUUUCCACGUAAAAAUGUGUGUCUUGUGCAUUCUAUUAUUGCUUGUAGUUGCUUCCCGGUUUCUCAACAGUUUCGAUUGUGUCAUGGGUUUCCCUUUGUUAAUUAAUUGUUCCUUUUGAACGUGUCUUCACUAACCCUUCUGUACGUGACUUCCGAUUGUUUUAUGAAUUAGUGGACGAUUGUUAAUUAAUUAGUACCGAGGCGACAGUAGCAAGAACUUCAACGACGAGUCUCCGUUCCCCUCCGCAUAUCCCAAACCUAAUCUCGCCCUUCUCGGUGGGGGAGUGAUCUGGUUUCCGGAUCCGGCUGUUACGCUGAAGAUUCUAGAGCAUUCUAGUAGGAUGCAAGUACAUGCAUGCAUCUUCCGAUUCAUGCACCAAUGUACAUGCAUCCCCUUAUCUAUCUUUUAUUCAUGCACCUUAUUUAUUAAAUUCAUGUAUGGGGU